This is a messenger RNA of Arachis ipaensis, 804 nucleotides long. RefSeq lists its product as uncharacterized. Gene Ontology annotation, molecular function: zinc ion binding; nucleic acid binding. NCBI's taxonomy places the organism in Eukaryota, Viridiplantae, Streptophyta, Magnoliopsida, Fabales, Fabaceae. The record is from RefSeq and is a predicted model, not a curated record.
AUGUCUGUUGCUGAGAAUACAAGGAAGUUUGAAGAUUUAUGUCGUUUUUCCAAGGUUUGUCAAGGGAAUCCAGCAGAUUUUGAAGAGUGGAAAUGUUUGAAAUUUGAAGGGGGACUCCGUGAAGAUUUGUUGAACUCAGUGGUUCUAUUGGAAAUACGAAAUUUUGCGGAGUUGGUUAAUAAGAGUCAGUUAGUAGAGGACUGUGCUAAGAAGAUAGUUGCAGCUCGGAUGAAUCGCCCAGGAUCUUUUUUUCAGAAUUAUAAUCGGUAUACAGCUCCUCAGGGAAGGAAUUUUAAGCAGGGAGCAAUGCCUUCACGAAGGUACAAUCAGAAUAGAAAUGUUCAUGCACGUCCUACAAGAGGGAAUGGAGGAAGAAUGAGACAGGAUAUGGGUAAGCGACCUCAGCAGGCGCAGAUGCGACCAGUAUGUAGGCAGUGCAAAAAGGAGCAUGGAGGUAGACCUUGUCAGCUUACAGGCGUUAUCUGUUUUUCUUGUGGUCAGCCUGGACAUAUGGCUAAGGACUGUCCGAAGAAGCCAGUACAAGGAAUAGAUAGGCCGCGACAGCAAGAACGUGUGUUUGCUAUGACUGCUGAUGACGCAAUGAAAUCAGACUCCCUAAUUCAAGGUCAGUGUUAUGUCAAAUCUCGACUCUUAACCGUACUGUAUGACUCUGGUGCAUCACAUUCAUUUAUUUCUGAGACUGUUGCGCAUGAGUUGGGAUUAGAUUUCACCAUGUUAGAUUAUAAUCUAAUUGUUCGUACACCCACAUCUCAAAAUGCCUUGACUAGUCAAGUAUGUCAAUAG